Molecule: messenger RNA, 1308 nt
Organism: Penicillium cosmopolitanum
Lineage: Eukaryota; Fungi; Ascomycota; Eurotiomycetes; Eurotiales; Aspergillaceae
Product: fungal specific transcription factor domain-containing protein
Exons: 1
Coding region: 1-1308 (435 amino acids)
Biological process (GO): DNA-templated transcription
Molecular function (GO): DNA binding; zinc ion binding
Source: RefSeq, a predicted model, not a curated record
AUGGCAUUUCGUAUGGCCAUUGAUCUUGGCCUACACGUCUCUCCCGACAAACUCCAACAAUAUUCCACCUCGCUCUCAUCGGAGGACAUUGAGAUCAGAAAACGUCUCUUUUGGAGCAUGUACGCCUGGGACAAGCACAUCAGCUUGUACCUAGGAAGGAUGCCGAAUUUUGUGAUGGGCGCCGAGAACGUAUCAUUAGAUUUUCUGGACGACUUCACCGACCAUGAUCCAUGGGUGCCAUUUUAUGGACCAGACCCAAAGGCUGCAGAGCUCCCCCCAUAUCCCCCAACUCCAGGCUAUGUCAUGUCCUGCUUCACAGAGCUAUGCAAGCUUUGCAAAAUCCUCACACGAGUCAUGCUCGAACUCUAUAGCUCGCAGUCCGCUUGUCACUCAGAUAAGUCCUCGGAUCCGCGAAUGGCUGUCUUUAUAGAUAUCAAAAAGGAGCUCGAUGACUGGCAUUCCUCCCUGGCGUCGUACCUUAGUAUACCGUGCAAUGGUAUACCUCAUAGGAGUCCACCACCACACAUCACUUCACUCAACUUGAUGUAUCACAAUACGCUGAUUCUUCUUCACCGGCCUUAUGUUGCAGGCGGUGAUGUAUCUUCCUCUGCUACGAUCCGAGAGAGCUGGAAAAUAUGUCGAGGGGCCACCACCGCGAUAUAUGAACUUCUCCAAAUGUAUAUUCAUACUUUUGGAUAUCAUCAUAUCACAUACAUGAACAGUUAUUGCACGUAUAUGGCUGCUACAGCUGCUGUGUACCAACUAGAAACAUCGGAAGAAGGAUCUCAAUCCUCACAAUCAUACCAGACAGCUUGGAAAGAAUUAAAGUUCCUGCUGGACGUUCUUCAACGUACUGCCACGGCCAUGCCUGGUCUGGAUCGAAGUAUUGAGAUCAUCCGAGCUCGGAUCAAAAGGAUUCUUGAUCGCCAAGUCUCCAAUCAACUUGAUUCACUAUUUCCUGGUCGAAAGCCAAGAGAACCCGAUUAUGCACAGCCUGUAAACACCACCUCCCGAGCACAUGCCGAAGGCGAAGGCUCCUUGAGUGAAAUACCCAUUGACCCACCCGUUUACGUAUGGGGAAAUAACAUGGGCACUGUGACGAACGAAGAUCUCUGGCUUCCGGCAUUCCCUGCCCAAGACACUUCCUAUGGACCGGAAGUGAUGCUUGAUGUACAGGACGCGUUGAGCCCUCAAACGAGGUCGGCUCUCAUGGGCUCGGAUCUUGAUCCUCAACUUCGGCUAAAUCUUUCAAUACCUGGUGAACAGACAAUGGGCUCCAAUCAUUUUCCUGCUUCUUUUCUUGGUUAA